UGGACAUGUGAACAGUUGAUAUCGAGUGUGGUAUUUAUUUCUUAAACAGUGUGCUUUUUCUGAUGGAUGUUUCUAAAGUGCAUGCUUUAUUAAGCUGAAAAAUAUUUCCUGUACAGAUGAAAUGGCUUUUCGCUCCCGUAGAUGAGAGACAAAAACAAGCUGUAGCAAUGAAGGAAAUGACAGCUAGAUAAGGGCACUUGACACUUCACAAACCACCAGGAGGCUGGUUAAGAACGCUGUAUUACGCAAGAUGGAUUUCCGGAGAAAAUUGUCAUCCGGUGGAGAAAGCUUCUCAGAAGGAACCUCACGUUUCUUCAAUUCUGUUAUUGCAAAAAAGAAUGGCUUGAUGAGUGACCUGUCUAACAAGAUAGAAAGUGUUGGAGCAACGUUGAUGAAAGGUAGUUCAAGUGGCAGUAGUCUAAGUGAUCCAGAUGAACCGGUGCUGCCAGAGGCUCGUGUACAUAAGAAAACACAUUUUCAACAACCAGAGGAGGAAGAUAGAUCUCCACCCUCAACCAAACAAAUAGUCAUUGCUGAUAUCACGCCCAUUCAGAAAUACCAGAAGGAUCGUGAGAAUGUCCAGCGUGCAGCGUCCAUGGACAGAAAUCAAAAUGGGCAUGCUCCAAACAGGUAUAAACGUCAAAGUAGCAUGACAAGUACAGGAAGCAGUGCUAAUGAGGAGGUUUUUCAUACAACUGCCGUAAACAUGAGUUUUGAUGAGCCUCUCUACACCCCAAGUAGUAAAUCUUCAACACCUGAAAGACCAGGAAUAGGACCAAGCUGGAAAGGAAAGAAAACGCCGCCACCCAUUCCACCCCCUCCAUAUAAUCCAAACAAAACUGGUCGUAGAAGCUCCACCAAUUCCCCAAAACCCUCCAGCGGUAGGUCAAGUGGGCACUCAAGUGACUCGGAAAGAGUUGAGAAAUAUUCAAAUAGUGACAAAAACAUUGCAGGCGAGAAAGCAAAAACUAAAGCGCCAACAUUUGCUUCAACAAAACGUCGCUCAAGCACAGUGGAUGAAAUGUUAUUUGAUGAUUAUGUUGAACCUAAACCUGAACUUGAGCCAGAAAAAGCUGCAGACCCGUUGUUUAAUAAAAGAAGGACUCUUCUACCUAUGGGUGACUUAAUAUCGUUUGAUGAACCAGAGUUGGAGGAUUUCCAUCCAAAGCAAGCAGGAAAAAAAGAAAGACAUUCCAGAAGUAGCUUAAAGUCUGUUGAGCGUUCCUUCACUAGCGUUAGCAGCACAGGAUCCUCUGAACAGGUGUUUGAAGAUGACUCUGAACAGGGAAGGGAGAGUGGUCGUGGCUUGGACAGCCAGGUCAGUGUGGAGUCUUCCGAGCCAGAAUACGAGAAACGAGCGAGAAGUGAUUCCCUGGCAUCCUGGAGUUCUGCGUACAGCCUUGACUCCCAGCCAGACGACCUCACACUUGAGUGCAUGUCUUUUGAAAAGGACUUUGUCGCCAAAAUAUUCAACUCGUAUGAGGACAUAUCGCAGCUGGAGAAAGCCAAGUUUGGAGAGUAUUGUCAGCAAGUUCCAGGAAGACAGUGGUUUGCACGCUACGUCAAUUCUCAGCGAGUGGUAUCGCGGAAGGUGGAUGAGUCUAUAUUUUUCCGGCUGGUCCAGUAUUUUGCGGUGGUGCUGUUUGAGUGUAACGAGGCGGAAGACUUUGUCCCGGCCAAGUCGCUCAUGAACAUGUGUUUCACAUUCUACCAUGAAGUUAUGCGGGGAAAGCGGCGUGUUAAGAACUUCCUGUACCUUUAUCUACGAGAACAACCCAUCUGGCAGUCACUGCGAUUCUGGAAUGCUGCAUUCUUUGAUGCAGUCCAGAACGAGCGAGCACAUAAACCAGUCUGCACGAGUGAGGAUGAUCAUGAGGAGCAGUCAGAUGAUGCAGCUUUCCAGGAAAACAUCACAUUUGGACAACUGGGUACUUUCACCAACAAUAUGCGGGCGUUCGGCCUGCCGAGAGAUCUCUGUUUGGAGUUUUUACGCAAGCAGUCUACCAUAGCCAAUCUUAAACCAGACCAGAUCAAGAUGUUAAGAGACAACAUCAACAAGAUGAAAGAUUAACUCAUGCCUUCUUCAGGAUCUAUGGUUGAAAUCUAACUUUAGGACCUUUGAGAAAUAAACUUCAAGAUCUACAGUUAAAAACUAGCUUAAGAGUCUACAGAUGAAAUCCAAUUAAGAUCUACAGUUGAAAUCCAACAUAAGGAUCUAUGGUUUAAAUUUAAUUUAAGGAUCUACCUUUGAAAUUUUUUAAGAUCUUCAUAUUAAGUCUAACUGGAGGAUCUACAGUCGAAAUCCAGCUAGCUGAUCUACAGUUAAAAUUCUUAGCUGAGCUACAUUUGAAAUCAAGCUAGGUUAUACAGUUGAAAACCAGCUAGGAUAUACAGUUGAAAUCAAGCUAGGAUCUACAGUUAAAAUCCUUAGCUGAUCUACAUUUUGAAAUCCAGCUAGGUUAUACAGUUGAAGUCUAAUGUUAGGGUCUAUACUUGGAAUCAAACUAAUAAGGAUAUAAUCUAACUUUCAGAUGUAUAUAUGUUAACUUAGGUAUUGAUCUAGGGUCUUCAGUUGAAAUGAAAAUCUUAUUAAAGUUUGUUUAUGCAAUACAUGCAUUAUUUGAGCCAAAAUACCAAUAUUCUUCCCAACCAAUUUAACAGUUGUCUCAUGUGUAAUUAACUGUAUGAUUAGAUGAGACUGAAAAGUCUUCAUUUUGGUUAAAAUAUUAUUAUAGUAUUUAAAAAUAGAAGCUACGCUAUAGGAACACCAAGUUAAAAUAUUUCGAUAGGUUGGAGGUCAUUAUUUAGAGGGUCUGAACUCUCUAGAUGGAAUGGAGUUCUAGUAUUAUAGAUGCUUGUAUUGAUUGGAAUAGUGAAUAUAAAUUCAUUGGAUCUGAAAAGCAAGUCAGAAUCUCCUGCACAUGUACAUGUAAUUGAAAUUGUCUCAAAUAUUGCAAUACUUAUCCUGUUUAUAAGUAGCCACAACAGAAUGUGUUGCCCUAUUGGUUUAAUUGUAUACUUUUGUGCAAUUAUCUAGAUUAUCUGGAUGUUCGACAAACCAUGACAUUUGGUACUGCUUUGUACUGCCAUAGUUGUGAGUUAAAAUGAAGGCUGAUUGCUUCCACUGAUAAUAUGACAGACAUACUGGUAUGUAAAUUGUGUUGCACAAUAAUCACAGUUCUGUUUAAGUAAGCAUUCAUACAUGUUUCAUUUGUGAAAACAUUUAUAUACACAUACCAUUAAGAAGACAUGGAGGUUUAUCUACAUGUUUGAUAUAGUUCUGAGAUUUGUUAGCAGUUCUGUGCAAUAUUUAUCAGUGACGCUGAGCUGUGUGUCUUCAUCUGUUUGUUGUUAAUCUAUUGUUAUUAGUUUAUAUGGUAAAAUAGUUCACAGGUCCAACAUACAUUUUAUAUGAUAAUUUACUGAAAGCUGUUUUGAAGGAAUAUAUUACAUUGUCAAUGUAUAAAUAUAUAUAUAUAUAUAUAUAUAAUUACUUACAUUCCAAAUUAUGAAAUGCUUACGCAUCAUCACUGAUGUAGUACUUUUUCCAGUUGAAUUGAACUACUUUUCUAACUGAAACAUUGAAAAAUUGUCAAAAUAUUUCAAAUGUACCAAUGUUGGUGCUGAUUCUUGGGCUAGAUACAUUUUCUAUGCAUGAACUCAGAAGUCCAGCAUAAUCAAACCAGCCAAAUUGUUGAAUAAUUAAGUCUUUCAGACAUCAUACAAACAAAUCAUUAAGAGUUCUUUUAACUAGAUACAAAGUGAUAGCGUGACAACAUUUUCAUGUUGAAACAAGAAUUUUCUAUAAUUAUUUUUCACAAAAGAAAUAAAAACUAAGAUAAAGAAAACAAAAAGUAAUUAUUUUUUAAGGAUUGGAAGUCAUUGCAGGGUUAUUCAUGCAAUUUUUAACUGAUCAGACUGGUGAUUAACCACCCUAGUGCAUCUUUGAAAUACAUUGACAAUUUGACCAGACCCUUCAAGAAUGCCUCCAAAAUGAAUUUUUAAUUGUCACUGGUUCAAUAAUAAUUCAUCUGAGAUCUGAUGAUGAUAACAGACAGGAGAGGACAAUAAAGAAAAGGAUGAAGGAGGCUUUAAUGAAUACCUGACCUGGGUACCAACACAUUUUACUAAUUACUUGUAAUUUUCCAUACAACUGUUCAUUAAUCUUGUUGCUUGUAUGUUACUGAGAACCAUGUAUGGCUUACUUUUAAAACGAGGUCAAUGUUCAAUAUUCCAUUGUUGUUACAUGAUAGUUUCUGUUUGUAUUUACGAGAUGUACUUUAAAUGCUAUGCAAUCUAAGUGAUUUUCAAUAGUUCAACAGCUAUUUUCACCCUUAUUUCCAGGUGUUGCCAUAUUUUACACUGCAUAAUGUUAAGCCUGGAUUAAAACAAAACUUUUGUUCAAAUUUGCUGGAAGUGGGUUGUCUUUGGUGCAAAAUUGGGCUAAGUAUACAGUAUCCAGAAACAGGUUAAUCUACUUAAUUGUUGCACUGCACGUAAUAAUGUUUGAGAAAGCUAUGUACAGGGUAUGGGUUUAUGUCUAAUAAAAGUAUUUGUCAAUUAUUAAAUGAAUCAUUUGUUCAAUCAAGUUUGGUUCAUAGAAUGAUAUUAUAAUUCAUUUUUUAGUUCAUCUAUAUAUCAAAGACAAAAAGCUGAGUUAUUGUUAUAGCCUUCAAGUCAAGUCAAUAUUUGUUUAUUGUCAGAUUUCAUAUAUAAUAUUUGAAACAUAAGCUAUGUAUAGCUUUUUACCAAUAUAUCCUUGGUGUUAUGUCGCAGUGCAAAACAACUCACUUAGGCCAUAACUCAAAAACCUCUAGAUAUUCAAUGGAACGUGGUACAGAUGUUUGCAGAUGAAAAGCAAGGCCCAUAUCUAUGGCUUUAAUAAUUUUGAUUUUUUUUCUCUUGAUUGAUUGACUGAAAUGUAACAGACUUAAGUUGAUGUUGCCUCCAUGGCGCUCUUGUGAUAUGACCAAUCUUUGAUGAUAUGACCAAUGUUUUAUUUCUCAAUAACUUGUUUCUGAUCUUUUAAUGGUUAUUUACUUAUUUGUUGACAUGUAACAGUGUUGGUGCAUAAUACUGUAUUGUUUAGUGCAAUAUUUUAAUCCUUUGUUUUAUGCUUUUAUAGAUUUCUUCUGUUUACAAAACAAUUGUAUAUAAUAUACAUUCCUUUAUAUCAGCAAUGACUGUGUUCAAAUAUAUAUGUUGUGAUUUCACAUUAUAGAUUAGGAAUCCCACUCUAUCUUAUGUACAAAACAUGUCUGUUUUUAUUCCUGACUAUCAUAUAAAAUUAUUGCUAUUUGGCCACCUAUUGAGAUUUAUAACAAAAAUAUCGCCAUUUAAAUGAUUAAACAUUACAUUCCAUAAUUAUAAUGACAUUUGCUUGCCUGUAAAAGAAGUUCAACAGUAUUAAGAUAAAGUCAUUUAUUUCAGUUUUUUCAAGCAAAUAUAUUGAACAUAAUUAAAUGUUUUAUUUACGUGGUAUUUCCCAAAAUGUAUUAAAAAUGCACGAAGGGAGCGCUUGAGGCUAAGGUGACAUUAACGAUACGAGCUUAGUUUACAACAAGUUUUGCUCAGGUUGCGUUAAGUUAGCCUUGUAGGUCAGAAGUUGCUUUGAGUUAGUAGCCUUGGUUCUUUUCUAAGCUCUCCUGUUCCUUACUAUUUUGUAUUGAGCCUUAUUUGUUCUCGAAAAGUCUUGUUUUCCUACUUUGUCAAUACCAACAUGACUUCCACAGUAGGAUCUCAUUAUGUACAAAUUGUUGUAAGACUUUGUGGAGUACCAUAAAUGUCAUAUUAAAAGUACAUGCCCUAAUAAAUGUGCCUGGGUUUUUUUGUAGGUAUAUUUUCUGAUUUUGCGACAUGAACAAGGCUUAUCCUAACUCUGAACUCGAAAACAAAUUUGUUCCGAUGAAAAGCAUCCCAUUGGUGCCAUUAUUAAUACAGCACCUGUUCAGGCUACUGAUGGCACGCACAUUGGCAUGCACAUACAGUAAUUAUAUACAACAGAGAUGCAAAUGAUAAAAGUCACAUGAUAAUCAAUAAGUGAUGUUAUGCAUUGUCGGGCAUAAAAAGCUGUCAACUAUUCAAAGUUAUAUUGGUUAUAUGUGGCAUCGAUCUUAGUUAAGAUAAGUAUUAAUUUGAAUUUUUGUAUUUAAAAGAACAUUUUGCCUGUUCAGAUAAACAAACAUUCCACAUUUUUGCCAAAUGUUGGUAUUGAUUUAUUGAAGCCAUGUGUUCAGUCGACCAUUUAAUUGAUUUACACACCAGCAAUAAUACAUGACUGAUCAUCAAAUUUAACGAAUAUUAAAAUGGCUGCUGAAUACGGAAAAAUAUCAUUCAUUUAGCACUUGGGAGUCUCAAAAGCACACAUGCUUGGCACAUUUGAUAGGACAUGUAUUGUCUUUUUCAUUGCAUACCUACAGUUCAUAAUUAUAUUCUAGGUAUGGAAUUGUGUCAAAUUGCUUAAACAUAUCUAAGAAAGGACUGAAAAGUACACAGCUUAAAAUUGA
This is a messenger RNA of Mya arenaria, 6506 nucleotides long. RefSeq lists its product as uncharacterized. Bases 251 to 2071 code for a protein of 606 amino acids. The record is from RefSeq and is a predicted model, not a curated record. Lineage: Eukaryota; Metazoa; Mollusca; Bivalvia; Myida; Myidae. The transcript is spliced from 9 exons.